This is a messenger RNA of Microplitis demolitor, 1149 nucleotides long. RefSeq names its product odorant receptor 13a-like. The record is from RefSeq and is a predicted model, not a curated record. Gene Ontology annotation, molecular function: olfactory receptor activity; odorant binding. The coding region runs from base 1 to 1149 and encodes 382 amino acids. NCBI's taxonomy places the organism in Eukaryota, Metazoa, Arthropoda, Insecta, Hymenoptera, Braconidae. Gene Ontology annotation, cellular component: plasma membrane. Gene Ontology annotation, biological process: detection of chemical stimulus involved in sensory perception of smell; sensory perception of smell. The transcript is spliced from 6 exons.
AUGGUGACUGUUGAUGAAUAUGAAGAAAUGAUGAAGCCAAUUAAAAUGGUUAAUCGACUGAUUUCGAUAUGGCCAUUGGAAGAUAACGAUGAUUCAAUUUUGUCACGAUUGAGAAUUUUUCAUCGAAUUUCGAUGUUUAUUUUGAUUGGAAUACAAACAGUUGCUGUAACUACUGAUAUUAUUCAUCACUGGGGUAGUAUGAAAGAAGUUACUGAAUGUGCUUUGAUUGCAACAGCUUUUUAUCUUUGCUUGUUACGGCUUACGGUUUACACUAUUCACGAUAAAGAUUUACAAACGGCAGUCCAAAUAAUGAAAAACGAUUGGAUUAAAUCUGCUGGAGAAGAUGAGUUAACACUUCAAGAAAAGUGUUUGCCAAUAAUUAAAUUAGCUAAAUUUUUUAUCAUGACUGUGUAUUCGACAAUCGGCUUGUUUAUGGUUGCACCAAUUUUAGAAGUAAAAAUUCUUGGAAUAGAAGAAAAAAAGUUACCUUUUCGCGGUUAUUUUUUUGAAAAUCAAACAAUUGCCCCAGCAUACGGAGGUCUCUAUCUGUUGGGAGUUACAGCAGGGGGUUUUGGAGGAAGUAUGAUUGCCGGAGCAACAACUCUUAAUCUUAUACUUGUGAUGCACGGAGCGGCAAAAUUUAUGGUUGUGCGGAAAAACCUUGAAAGUUUAAAAAGCAAUAGUGAGAAUUCUAUAACUUUCAAUGAUUGUGUGCAAAGACAUCAAGAUGCGAUUUUGUUUGCAGAACGAGUUGAAAACACAAUAAAUAUCCUUGUAUUAGGACAGUUUGUGAUUAGUACUGGCCUUGUUUGUUUCGCUGGUUUCCAAAUCACAGAAAUGGCAGAAGAUAGAGGACAACUUAUGAAGUAUACUUCAUUUCUCAAUUCGGCAAUUUUCGAACUUUUUUUGUUCAGUUACAGUGGAAAUGAAUUAUUAACUGAGAGUGACGCUAUCAGUCAAUCCUGUUAUGCAUCAAACUGGAUAGGAACAAGCUUUGCAAAAAGCAUGCAAAUAGUAAUGACUCGUUCUCUAUCUCCCUGUAAAAUCACAGCUGCUAAAUUUUAUGACAUGUCUUUGGCUAAUUUUUCAUCGAUUCUCAGUUCUUCAUUCUCAUAUUUAACAGUUUUACGAACCAUGGAAGCAGAAUAA